This is a messenger RNA of Purpureocillium lilacinum, 1566 nucleotides long. RefSeq lists its product as uncharacterized. Gene Ontology annotation, molecular function: FAD binding. NCBI's taxonomy places the organism in Eukaryota, Fungi, Ascomycota, Sordariomycetes, Hypocreales, Ophiocordycipitaceae. The record is from RefSeq and is a predicted model, not a curated record.
AUGCGCCUCCUCAGUCUCGCCCUGCCAGUCCUGCUGAGGCUGGGCCUCGCUCGCGCAACCUUUACCCUAAGCGAGGUCGAAGAUCAGAUCUCGUCAUAUCUCGACCAGAACGAGACGAUCGCGGAGAGGUCUCUGCCACAGAUCGGCUGCGCGGUCGCUUGUGGCUUCCUCGCGUUCACGCUGCCAAAGAGGCUCUCAUAUCCUGACACCCCAGACUAUGAGUUCGAGGAGUCGAGGUACUGGUCGCAGCAGCAGGCGCUCACCAGACCGUCUUGCCGCUUCUCUCCUGCCUCGGCAGAAGAGGUCUCUCUCGCCGUCCUGACCUUGCGCCUCACGCAGUGCAAGUUUGCGGUCAAGAGCGGCGGCCAUGCUGCCUUCUCCGGCGCCUCCAACAUCAAGGAUGGUCUGACCAUUGAUCUGAUCAAUCUCAACAAGAUCAGCCUCUCGGCCGACCAAAAGCAGACUUCGGUGGGCGCCGGCAAUGUCUGGUAUGAUGUGUUCACCUACCUCACGCCCAAGGGCCUGACGGUCAUUGGAGGAAGAGUCUCAGCCAUUGGCGUUGGGGGCUUGACCCUGGGCGGAGGUAUCUCCUUCUUUUCCGCCCGGUAUGGAUGGGCAUGCGACAACGUCAACAACUACCAGGUCGUGCUGGCGGAUGGAUCCAUUCGCGACGUCAGCUACAAGUCCUCGUACUCCGACCUGUACUGGGCGCUUCGUGGAGGCGGCAACAACUUUGGCAUCGUCACGCGCUUCGACCUUGCGACCUAUCCCCAGGGCGACCUCUGGGCGGGUGCUAAGACGUUCCUCUACACGAAGGAGACGGCUGCCGCCGUGGACAAUGCGUUCUACUACCUCGGCAUCAACGGCCCGUCUGACCCCUACGCGCAGACAAUCGUCGCGUACGCUUAUGCCCAAACGCAGGGCGUCUUUGUCAUUGCCACGGAUCUCCAAUACGGCAAGCCUGUUGCCAACCCGCCCAUCUUCCAAAACUUCACGUCGAUCCCUGGCGCCAUCGCCGACACGAUGCGCAUCACUGAUCUUCCUGGCCUGACAAUCGAGUUCAACAACACCAACCCGGGCGGCUUCCGACAGUCGUACUGGACCUACACUGUCGGCAAUGACCCCGACCUGAUGGCCGAGAUGGUCGCCGCCUACAUGGAUGAGGUCAACAAGGUCAAGGACGCCCCAGGACUCGUUCCUUCGGCCGUCUAUCAGCCCAUCACCACGAGCAUGACGUCUCAAUUCUCGAAGAAUGGCGGAAACCCGCUUGGCCUCGCUGGCCAGGGUCCUCUGAACGUGGUGAACAUUGCCAUCUCCUGGUCCAACGCCGCCGAUGAUGCUCGCAUCCUCGCUGCCGGACAGAACAUGGUUGACCGAGCUGUCGCCGCGGCGAAGGCUCGGGGCCUGGACCAUCCAUUCCUGUACCAGAACUACGCCUCGCAGCAACAGAAUGUCUUUCCCUCAUACGGGAGCGACAACCUCGCCAGGUUGAGAUCCAUUAGCGCCAAGUACGACCCUACCAAGGUGUGGCAGAAGCUGCAACCGGGAUACUUUAAGCUCGGCUAG